Porites evermanni is the source of this 1496-nucleotide messenger RNA. NCBI's taxonomy places the organism in Eukaryota, Metazoa, Cnidaria, Anthozoa, Scleractinia, Poritidae. The record is from the annotation of a GenBank genome assembly.
AUGCCACCGAAAAGAAAGAAACAGAAACUUCCCCUUAAGGUAUUCUUAACCGAUAAUUACUCAAGGUUUGCAAGUAAAUUUCCGUUUCUUAAAGAACGACAGAUCAAAGCAAAAUUGCAUCAAGCAUGGAGAAAGCAAUGUCAAACUUUAGAAAGCAGAGAAGCUGAUACUCCGAAAAUAGAAAAGCGUCGAAUUGAAACAAUUUCUUUGCUAAGUGAAGGUAAGGCUAAUUUUAAGCCAAUCAAUUUCUUUCCUUGCAAUAUUACAUUACGAUCAGGCUAAACGUUAAGUUUAAUUAUACAAGCUUACAACAAGUCUGCAAUGUCAUUUGCUAAAAUGGAAGAUCUCUACAUGCAAAUUCGACAUCUUAAAAUUCAGACUUGGCACUGAGGCUUGGGGGAAUAAAACCAAAGAAAAGCUGAUCCUCAAGAUGAUUUCUUGUGUUUUAUUCCCCCAAGCCUUGGUGCCAAGUCCGAAUUAUUGGUCUAUUAUUCACAACUCAGUUUAGUUAAAACUGUUGUCAACCACUUGCUUUUUUGUCAUAAUAUCUUAGCCUUACAUAUGCCUUAAUUCUCAUCUCAAAAAGUGGGAGAGGUUAAGAGGGGUUUCGAAGAGAGAAAGCAGUGGAGGGGACGGGAAUUUUUUUAACAUGUAAGACUGUAAAUAAGCACCACCUAUAAAAUUGAGUCCAUGCCAGUGACUAUAAUCCUCCACAUUUUUAAACUGAUCUAGACUCUUAUCUCCAAUGGGCAAUUAGCAAAACAUCUCUCUUUGUGAUGUUAGUACAUAAUAAAGCAAACAGUCAUACUCUAACCAAACCACCCUCUGCCAAAAAGGGUCUAGCCCUUCCAGCUCCCAUCAUUCAGGAAAGAAGGUUGGGGGUGGAUGGGGGAGUGGUUGCGAAGCUGAACUUCCAGGCACUUUUCUUAAAAUUUCAUUUGCUGAAUCUCUGAUCCAUCCAGACUUCUUUCAAAUGGCCAUGAUCGAUGGCAAACAUUGUAGCUGCAAUUGACCAUGACAGGUCUGGAGAAAAGUACACAGAAAUGCAGCCAGAAUAUAAACAUGGGACACGAUGAUUUUCUAGACAACCUGAGUGCAAAUGGUUAUUUUAUCCACACACUAACAAAAUCUUGCUAUGUAAUGUUAAAUAUUUUUAACAACUUUUUGCUCAAAUUUGUCAUAACUUAGAUGAGAAUGAUAGGCAAGACCAACUGGAUAAAAAAUGCCAAUCACCACUAAGAACAUAUUCAGAGUAUAAAUGCCACAAAAGAAAAGCACAGGGACUCCAAACGACAUGCACAUCCAAUAAGUCGCAAUCAAGCCAGUGUUCAACUACUUGUUCUGCUAAAAAUGUAGAUACCAUGGAAGAGCCAAAAGAAAGUUUCCCAAGUCAAAAAAGAAGAGCAACAGAACUUCAAGAUUUAUUUGAUCUGAUACAUGCAGAACAACUUUUAAUUGAGCCAGCAGAAAAGUACCAAGAAGAAAAAGACCAGAAG